Molecule: messenger RNA, 681 nt
Organism: Colletotrichum spaethianum
Lineage: Eukaryota; Fungi; Ascomycota; Sordariomycetes; Glomerellales; Glomerellaceae
Exons: 2
Coding region: 1-681 (226 amino acids)
Source: RefSeq, a predicted model, not a curated record
AUGUCGUCCGUCCCUGUGCCGCCAACGCCGGCAUCGGUAUCGAAGCUUCUGACACUCAUCUUAACGACGUCGCCAACGCCCUCAGCCCCCUCAACUGAGCUCCUGGACGCCGUAUUUCAAUCCAUCCGCCUCCAUUGUGUCGACCUGCUGGAAUGCCGCAUCAUUGUUGUCCUCGAUACCUAUGAGCGCAUUGGUGAAGCCGCUAGGUUGAAGAAAGGGCAAGUCACAGAAGAAGGCGCCAAGGAAUUUUCCACAUACAAGGACAACGUGAAAGAUCUGGUAUUGGGAGUGUAUGGUCAACUCGACAGCAAGGAUGAGUUGAUUCGAGAACAAGGGGAAGCUGAAUAUGGCUACAACGGUCGAGCAGCAUCCGUCACAACAAAUCUUGCAACGUACACCGUGAGCCGGACGCAAGAUUAUCGGGUUUCCUUUGUGGAGCCAUCAGAGAGGCUGGGCUUCGGACUGGCUGUGCGAACGGCUCUGCGUAUAACAAAAACGCCCUACGUUUGGAUUCAUCAGCAUGACUGGACACUCGUCUACGACAUACCAGUGGCGCCAAUGCUUGAUGUCAUGAAGACCAAGGACGCAGAUGAAGAGGGGCCCGUGAAGUACCAUCAGUCCGAAUGCUGCAAUAUGCCGAGACUGCCCAUGUGCAAGACUUUCCGCAUUUACGGGCAUUGA